This is a messenger RNA of Phyllostomus hastatus (greater spear-nosed bat), 2281 nucleotides long. It is a transcript of the gene SH3BP2, whose product is annotated as SH3 domain binding protein 2. Lineage: Eukaryota; Metazoa; Chordata; Mammalia; Chiroptera; Phyllostomidae. Gene Ontology annotation, molecular function: SH3 domain binding. Gene Ontology annotation, biological process: signal transduction. The record is from RefSeq and is a predicted model, not a curated record.
GCGGCGGCAUGGCUGGUGCGGGGCACCUCCGGCCGCGGGGCUGGGGUCGGCUGGAGGCGGGCUCCGGGGGCGAGGCGGCGGGGUCGCCCGGCCGAGGGCCCUGUCGGUGCGCGCAGGGCCGGCGGGCCGACCCCCGGAAGCUGGCCGUGCCCGCCGCGUGGCCGCCCUUCAUGGCGGCCGAGGAGAUGCACUGGCCUGUGCCCAUGAAGGCCAUUGGCGCCCAGAACCUGCUCACCAUGCCCGGGGGCGUGGCCAAGGCCGGCUACCUGCACAAGAAGGGGGGCACCCAGCUGCAGCUGCUCAAGUGGCCCCUGCGCUUUGUCAUCAUCCACAAGCGGUGUAUCUACUACUUCAAGACCAGCACGUCCGCCUCCCCGCAGGGUGCCUUCUCGCUGAACGGCUACAACCGGGUGAUGCGGGCGGCCGAGGAGACGACGUCCAGCAACGUCUUCCCCUUCAAGAUCAUCCACAUCAGCAAGAAGCACCGCACAUGGUUCUUCUCGGCCUCCUCUGAGGACGAGCGCAAGAGCUGGAUGGCCUUGCUGCGCAGGGAGAUCGGCCACUUCCAUGAGAAGAAGGAGGCGCCUCUGGACACCAGCCUCAGCGACUCCAGCUCCGACUCGGACAGCUUCUACGGCGCCGUGGAGCGGCCCGUGGACAUCAGUGUCUCUCCGUACCCCACGGACAGCGAAGACUACGAGCACGACGACGACGACGACUCCUACCUGGAGCCUGACUCCCCCGAGGACACCCUGACGCAUCCGCCGGCCUACCCCCCGCCUCCCGUGCCCGUGGCCAGGAAGCUGGCCUUCGAGAUGCCCCGGGCCCACUCCUUCACCUCCCGGGGCCCGAGCCCUCUGGUGCCACCGCCGCCACCCAAGCGUGGCCUCCCGGACACUGGCCCGGCUCCUGAGGACUCCAAGAGGGACCUGCUGGGCCCGAGGUGGGCGGAGCCCGGCCUCAGGGUGCCUGCUGUCCCCCGGAGGAUGAGCGACCCCCCCAUGAGCAGCCUGCCCCACCCGCCCAACCCUCGGAAGCCCCCGUGCUUCCCCGAGAGCGGCAGCCCUGGCCCGGAGCCCCGCGUCCCCAGCCCGGGGGCCGCCUCCAGGAACUGUGACAAGCUCAAGUCCUUCCACCUGUCUCCCCGGGGGCCGCCCACGCCGGAGCCCCCGCCCGUGCCAGCCAACAAGCCCAAGUUCCUGAUGGUGGCCGAGGAGGCUCCCCUGCGGGAGGCGGCCAAGCCUGGACUCUUCGUGCCCGCCGUGGCCCCCAGGCCGCCUGCACUGAAGCUGCCUGUGCCGGAGGCCGCAGUCCGGCCCCUGGUCCUGCCCAGGCUGGAGAAGCCGCUCCACCCUCACCUCCAGCGCUCGCCCCCCGACGGACAGAGUUUCAGGAGCUUCUCCUUUGAGAAGACCCGUCGGCCCUCCCAGGACGACGCCCCGCAGGCGGACUCUGGCGGCAAGGACUCCGACGAGGACUAUGAGAAGGUGCCGCUGCCCAGCUCGGUCUUCGUCAACACCACAGAGUCCUACGAGGUGGAGAGGCUGUUCAAAACCACGAGCCCCCGGGGGGAGCCGCAGGAUGGACUCUACUGCAUCCGCAACUCGUCCACCAAGUCGGGGAAGGUUUUGGUCGUGUGGGACGAAAGCUCCAACAAAGUGAGGAACUACCGCGUCUUUGAGAAGGACUCUAAAUUCUACCUGGAGGGCGAGGUCCUGUUUGUGAGCGUGGGCAGCCUGGUGGAGCACUACCACACCCACCCGCUGCCCGGCCACCAGAGCCUGCUGCUGCAGCACCCCUACGGCUACUCGGGGCCCAGGUGACGCCGACGCGCUGUGGGCCGAGGUGACCCCAAGGCUACCAUCUCAGGCCACGCAGAGGAGUCGGGCCCGCAGGGCAGGAGGAGCUCCGACCCGAGGCCUCCCUGACGGAACACCGGACUGCCAGGCCAGGCCAGGCCGGGCCCCACCCAGCAGGCUGGGUCCUCGGGGCUGGGCCGGGCCUCAGGCUGCUGAGGGCCGGGGCUCUCUGGUAUCCUGCCCCGCCCCAUCUGUUUCACCUCCAGGUGAAACCUAGCAGCCCAGGGCCUCUCUCUAGACGGAGCUGGCCUGGGCUUCACGGACAGGAGUUCUGGUCCCCACCCUGCUCAGGGCUGGGGGCCGGGCAGGGAGGGCUGGGGCAUCCGCGGUUGGGGCAGGGUUGUCCCCAGGACCCCCAGGAACGCUAAGACUCAGGCUCCAGGAGGGGCCUUUGCUGCACAAUAAAGCACAGACGACCUUUG